CCCCAUUGCCGACCCCACAAUGUCGUUCCCAUCCUCCAUACGGCACGCGCCACGCUUAUUAGAGUCUUGGACCUGUUCCGCGUGCUCUCGCGGGUUGUCUCGCGUCCCUCGACCUACCAAUGUUAACAUCGUGCGACCGCGAAGAUGUCUGAACACGACUAGAGAGACAACGAGACCUGCGGCGCCGUCCAUGGACGAGGUGCGCCAGCAGUACAAAAUGAACAAUAGGACUACCAUGAACUAUGUCUUCAGUAUAAUCCUUGGCACCGUUGCCCUGUCUUACGGCUCAGUCCCGAUGUAUAAAAUGAUCUGCCAAACCACCGGCUGGGGCGGGCAGCCCAUAAAGUCCGCCGCCCACGGCGACGACUCGCGCGACCCCUCGGAGCGCCUCCGCCCCGUCGAAGACCACCCCCGCAUCCGCAUCACCUUCCACGGCUCCACCUCAGACGUGCUGCCCUGGAAGUUCGUGCCCCAGCAGCGCGAAGUGCGCGUGCUGCCCGGCGAGACCGCGCUGGCAUUCUACACCGCGACGAACACGUCCAAGGAGGACAUCAUCGGCGUGGCGACGUACAGCGUUACGCCGGGCCAGGUGGCGCCGUACUUUUCCAAGAUCCAGUGCUUCUGCUUCGAGGAGCAACGGCUGAAUGCGGGCGAGACGGUAGAUAUGCCUGUGUUCUUCUACAUUGAUCCGGAGUUCGCGAGCGAUAUAAAUAUGAAGGGUAUUGAGACGGUGACGUUGAGUUAUACCUUUUUCAAGGCGAAGUACGAUGCGGAGGGGCAUUUGUAUCCAGUGGCAAAAUAGUUUAGGCCGCUACGAUGUACAUUAUUGUAUUGACAUACGGAGUCUCGGCGACCCAUAUGCACGUU
Paraphaeosphaeria sporulosa is the source of this 867-nucleotide messenger RNA. RefSeq lists its product as uncharacterized. Bases 191 to 802 code for a protein of 203 amino acids. Gene Ontology annotation, cellular component: mitochondrial inner membrane. Lineage: Eukaryota; Fungi; Ascomycota; Dothideomycetes; Pleosporales; Didymosphaeriaceae. The record is from RefSeq and is a predicted model, not a curated record. Gene Ontology annotation, molecular function: copper ion binding. The transcript has 3 exons.